AUGAAGUCCAAGAUAGAAGAGCAUGAAGAGUACACUAUUAUAAGGUUUGUAGCCAACUUGAAUCGAGACAUCUCUAAACUGAUGAGGCUUAAAACCUAUAAUAGUCUUGAAGAGGCAUUUAAUGACGCAUCCAAGGUUGAGGCAGAUCUAAAAGAAGAGAGGUCCUACAAAGACAAAAACAAAUCGUUCUCAACUUGGAACAAAGGCAAAGAAAAGUGGAAAAAUUCCACUUGGGAUAAGCCCAAGAGCAACACUCAAGCACCGCAAGCCAAAUUCGAUUACAAAGCCAAAGGUGAUGAUAAGGAUAAAGGAGUGAGGGAUGGGUAUCGAACCAAUGAUGAACAUGAGGGCGGGGUUGGUCAUGAAGAAGAUGAAGAAAGAAGUGAAUGUGAAGGUGAUUUCUAUGAAGAGGUUGAGAUAAGGGUCAACAAGCAAGCCAUUAUAAAAUUUAGCAUUGGCAAGUACCAGGAUGAGAUUUUGUGUGAUAUGGUACCCAUGCAAGCUUGCCAUCUAUUGCUUGGAAGACCUUGGCAAUUUGAUGUUGAUGCCCAACAUAGUGGGAGAACUAACAAAUACUCGUUUGUGGUCAAGGGGAAGAAAUACAUUAUUAACCCACUAACCCCUUACCAAGUGAGUGAGGAUUAUAGAGUGAUGAGGGAGCUUCGGGAGAAGUAUCAAAGGGAAGAAAAAGAGAAGAGUGAGAGGGAGACUUUGUUGGUCAUAAGUGGAGAGGAAACAUCUCAAGAUGGUUCCAAGAAAUGUUUGUUGGCCAAACCAAGUAAUUGCUUAAAAGGGGUUGAUGAGGGACACUUCAUGGAAUAUGAAACAUUGUUCCCGGAAGAAAUGCCCGAUGUCUUACCUCCUUUGAGAGGUAUUAAGCACCAAAUCGACUUUGUAGCGGGUUCCCAAAUUCCCAACAAACCGGCUUAUAGGAGCAAUCCGGGAGAAACAAAAAAGUUGCAAAAGCAAGUGGACGAGCUUCUUAAAAAGGGGCUAGUGAAGGAGAGUCUUAGCCCGAAAUCAAUUGAGGAGCAUGUAGGCCAUUUGAGGCAAGUAUUUGAUGUCUUUUUGCGUGAGAGGUUGUUUGCUAAUAUCAAGAAAUGCGAUUUUUGUGUUGAUAAAGUGGUGUUCUUGGGUUUUGUGGUGAGUGCAAAUGGUGUGGAGGGGUUUAGUACAAUUGCCUCACCCUUAACCGAAUUGAUCAAGAAAGAUGUUCCUUUUGUUUGGGGAGAUGAGCAAGAGAAGGCGUUUCAUGAAUUGAAAUCCAUGUUGAGUUUGUCACCAUUGUUGCAAUUACCCAAUUUUGAGAAAACUUUUGAAGUUGAGUGUGCUGCUUCUGGGGUUGGCAUAGGUGGAGUAUUGAUGCAAGAAGGCAAGCCAUUGGCUUACUUUAGUGAAAAGCUAAAAGGGGCGUCAUUGAACUACUGUACUUAUGACAAGGAGUUGUAUGCACUUGUGAGGGUCUUGACCCAUUGGCAACAUUAUUUGUGGGAUAAGGAGUUUAUUAUACGAUCAGAUCACGAAUCCUUGAACCAUUUGAAGAGCCAAUCCAAGCUCAACAAGAGACAUGCGAAAUGGGUAGAAUUGAUUGAAGCUUUCCCUUAUGUGAUCCAUUACAAAAAGGGAAAGGACAACGUGGUGGCGGAUGCAUUAUCUAGAAGGCAUGUCUUGCUAAACACUAUGACUUCUAGAAUGAUGGGAUUUGAAUUCCUUAAGGGAUUCUAUUCUCAAGAUCCCAACUUUAAGGCGAUUUGUGAGGAGUUGACCCAAGAGAGGAGGGUUGAUAGGUUCAAACUUGUUGAUGGGUUCCUAUUCAAGGAUGGUAGAGUUUUUGUUCCAAUGAGCUCAUGGAGAGAGUUGCUCGUCAACGAAGCACAUAGUGGUGGGAUGAUAGGCCAUUUUGGAGUGGCCAAGACACUUGCCAUUUUGUGUUAUAUCCAGUAG
Molecule: messenger RNA, 1944 nt
Organism: Lycium barbarum (goji berry)
Lineage: Eukaryota; Viridiplantae; Streptophyta; Magnoliopsida; Solanales; Solanaceae
Exons: 6
Coding region: 1-1944 (647 amino acids)
Source: RefSeq, a predicted model, not a curated record